Molecule: messenger RNA, 11312 nt
Organism: Diachasma alloeum
Lineage: Eukaryota; Metazoa; Arthropoda; Insecta; Hymenoptera; Braconidae
Gene: Cubn
Product: cubilin
Exons: 16
Coding region: 1-11208 (3735 amino acids)
Molecular function (GO): calcium ion binding
Source: RefSeq, a predicted model, not a curated record
AUGGAGCCCAGGGUCCUCCGGUUCCUGUUGCUCUUGCUCCUUGGGACAACACAGUGUUUCGCUUGGCAGAAUGAGAGACCCGUUUUGGAGUCCAUCGAUGGGCAUCUAAUAAUAUGGAGCGCGCAUGAUAAAAAUGUCACCAUAAAAACUCGCGGGAAGGGAUUUCUAACAGUGAACGAUGUCAAUCUUGUGGACUCUGCCCAUGCGGCGGCUCAUGCAGCUAGAUAUGUUGAAAAUUGGAAGAGUGGACCAUGGCUAGACUUACAAACACGAGUAGAUAGACUGGCCCACACUGUUGAGGGUCCUGACGGACUGAUAAGGAGAUUGGAGUCAGGAUCGUGGAGAAAUACUGGUGGAAACGCAUCGAGUUCACGUCCCGCUGAACAUGGGGAUUGGGAAUUGAGUCUAACUACGCGGGUUGAAAACUUAGAGGAUACAGUUAAGAAACUGCGGAAGAAAUUGCGGACGAACAAAUGUUCCAGCAACCCUUGUCUGAAUGGAGGGACGUGUAUCAGGGUUUACGAUGGAUAUCAGUGUCUUUGCCCGUCAAAUUGGCAGGGUUCCUCUUGUGGACUCGACGUCAACGAGUGCGCAAUCUACGCAGGAACCGAUUUAGGAUGUCAGAAUGGAGCAACUUGUGUCAAUACACUUGGUUCUUACAGCUGUUCAUGUGCAAAAGGAUGGUUCGGUGUUCACUGCGCUUCCAGAACAUCCGCCUGCAGUUCAGCAGACUCGCGAGAGCUGUGCGGUAACGGUGUGUGCGUCGAUCAGAAAGGAACACCUCUUGGCUACACUUGCCUUUGUGAUCAGGGUUGGAAAGCGGAGGGCACAAAUCCGGCCUGCAUAGUCGAUGUGGACGAGUGCGCCGGGAAGCACCCUGUCUGCUCUGUGGACCCUGAAGUUGAAUGUAUUAAUCUGAGAGGGAGCUUCCACUGCGGCAAUUGCCCACCUGGAUUCUCCGGCAAUGGAUACUUUUGCCGGGACAUCGAUGAGUGUCUCGUUGAUAAUGGCGGAUGUAGCACAAUGCCGAAAGUUCAUUGCAGAAAUGUGCCGGGAUCGCGAAUUUGUGGUCCAUGUCCUCCAGGAUACUCGGGCAACGGCGAAACAUGCACUUACAUUGGCACAUGUAGAAUCAACAAUGGAGGCUGUCACCCGCUGGCAGCCUGCGUAGAAACUACGAAUUCCGUUGUACAGUGUCGCUGUCCAGCGGGUUACGCAGGAGACGGGAUAGGUCCCAACGGUUGCGCCACAUCAACCAUUUCUACCAACCCCUGCGCGGGGAAUCCCUGCAUUCACGGGACCUGCGUUCCUCAUGGGCACAGCAUGAUCUGCCACUGCGAACCAGGAUUUUCCGGUGCCCUUUGUAAUGUUGCGGUGAAUCCUUGUCUCCCCAAUCCCUGCAAAAACAAUGGCAUUUGCUCUAGGGCUUUUGAUAAUACUUUUACUUGUGAGUGCACAGCGGCCUAUAAGGGACCUAGGUGUGAAACCGCCAAGAGCAACUGUGGUGGAUACAUCAGAGACCUUGCUGGAACCUUGUCGUAUCCUCCUGAUGGUGGACGUGAUCCUAAUGUGAAAUCAUGCGCUUUCAUUUUUUCGACCAAUCACAGUCUGGUCUUGAAUGUCACUUUCACGAGAUUUAAGUUGGGAAGCACACCGGCAUGUCGCGUUAAUUUCCUACAGCUCCACGACGGCGUAAGCACAGCGGACCACUUCAUCGGUAGAUUCUGUGGCGAUAAACUCCCCCGCGACGGGAACAUCAUCUCGACCCACAACAGCCUGUACAUGUGGCUGAACGUCCACGGUACAGAGGCAAACGAGGGCUUCACCCUCCACUGGAACAGUAUACCCCCGGUGUGCGGUGGUUACCUAACAUCAGAUUUCGGAACAAUCAGUUCCCCAGGUACUCCAGGAAAAUACCCCCUGAACAGAAACUGCUCUUGGGAGAUCGUCGUGACUCCAGGGCGUAGAAUCCAGUUCCAUUUCUUCACCCUCCAGAUCGAGGAACACCCAGCAUGCGGCAAGGAUUAUCUACAGAUCAACGAAACAAUAGGAGAUCGGGAGAUUCAGUUGCAGCGCUACUGCGGUCACACACAACCGGUUCCUCUCCUGACUUCCGGAUCGACAGCGAUCUUGUACUUCCACUCGGACGGUGACACCCAAGACCAGGGCUUCCAACUCAGCUACAGCACCGUCGAGGGUUCCCCCGGUUGCGGUGGUGUUCACACGGCCCCUCAGGGCACCAUCUCCUCCCCAACAGUGCAGGGAGCCUACGAGUCCGGACUCUAUUGCACAUGGAAGAUCCAGCUGCCAGAAGGCGAGAGGAUCCGCCUGACCUGGCAGGAGCUCGACGUAGAGGACCACAGAUAUUGCUACUACGACUUCGUUAAAAUCUACGAAGGUCCCGAUGAAGAAUCCCCGGAAGUCGGAACCUACUGUGGAACAGAUCUACCCGCUCCUAGGACCCUGAACACCAGCGUAGCGAUAGUAGUCUUCAGCACCGAUAACAGCUUCCACGGAAAGGGUUUCAGCAUCAAAUACGACACCCACUGCGGCGGAGAGUUCCACGAGUCUUCCGGAGUUUUGACAUCCCCUUACUAUCCGAUGAAGUAUCCCGGUGAAAAAACCUGUCAUUACGAAAUCAUACAGCCCGCGGAGAAGAGUAUUAUCCUUCAAAUCAUCGACCUGGAUAUAGAGGGACACUGGCACAGUGGCUGUUACUUCGAUCACUUGGACAUCUACGACGGGGACAAUGAGAACUCCACGAAGCUCGCGGAACUCUGCGGGGGAGAGGAGAAGAUCCCUGAAGAUCCGUUCUACUCAUCCUACAAUGUCAUGUACAUUCAGUUCCAAACUGACAGCAGUUACUCAUACCGCGGGUUCAAGGCGAACUAUUCUACCAUCGACAGAAGGUGCGGAGGUCUCCUGAAGACCAGUCCUGGGAGUAUUGUGAGCCCCGGGGCGGGUGAGGGAUAUUCUAACGAGGAAGAAUGUUCCUGGACUAUCCAGGCACCACCUGGACACGUCAUUCAGCUCUCGUGGACCGCGUGGAGCUUGGAGACGCAUUUCCGCUGCAGGCACGAUUAUGUUGAGAUCAAGGAAGAGUACAACGGGGAGGACCUGUUGAUCGGCAAGUAUUGCGGGAAGACGAAGCCGCCUGAAGUCAUCACCCUGGGCAGCAUCAUGAACAUAGUCUUCAAGAGCGAUGAGACUGUUACCUCCGAGGGUUUCGUUGGGGAGUACAGAUUUGUCGACACUUCGAGGUCGUGUGGAGGCCGGUAUUUCAGCUCCAAUGGCGCCAUCACGAGCCCCGCGUGGCCUCGAAGAUACCCGAGUGAGAGGGAAUGCAUUUGGGUAAUCGAAGCGCCAACCAGAAUGCAAAUUAGGCUGUCGAUUGAUUCUUUCGAGGUGGAGUCAUCAGACAGCUGUCGGUACGAUUACUUGGAGAUAAGGAACGGCGCUCACGCAACAUCUCCAUUGAUCGGAAAAUACUGCGGGGAGACUAUACCCUCAGUCAUCCAGAGUUUCACGAAUUAUCUUUACCUGCGAUUCAAAUCAGACGAGUCCCUGAAUACAGCGGGAUUCAGAAUCGAGUGGGACGCGACACAACGCGGAUGCGGAGGAACAUUGACCGGAAGUUCCGGGGACAUCAUGUCCCCGAACUACCCAGCGCCGUACGCAGCCUUCUCCUUCUGCACCUGGAACAUCGCUGUUACGAGAGGAAAUCAUCUACAGAUCAUUCUCGUUGAUGUGGACUUCAGAGAAGAUACCACAUGUUCAGGAGAUUACCUAGAAAUCUCGGAAGGCAUCAAUGGCAUUGUCAAGAGCAAGGAGAAAUACUGCAGAUCUGAUAACCAAUUACCAAUAGAAUUGAACUCGAAUGUCGCCACUGUGCAUUUCCGCAGCGCUUUCGGAAACGGAGGACACGGUUUUCACAUUAAAUAUAACACUCUUUGCCAGAAUAAACUGCACGCUCACAGCGGAGUCAUCGAGUCUCCCAAUUUCCCUAACAGCUAUCCACCCAAUUCCAACUGUACUUGGAUCAUUGAUGCACCGAUAGGGAACAAGAUCAACAUAUCGUUCUCGCAUUUCGAUCUUGAGCCUGGAAAUCCUUACACCGAAAAUCCCUGUGUUUUCGAUUACCUAAACAUCAAGGAAGGCUCGUAUGACACACCCAGCACAGAACUCGGACAUUUCUGUCCCACAGAGGGUCAUACCCUUCCGCCGAAGAUCGUAUCAACGGAAAAUCAAGUCUUCAUCAAUUUCCGGACUGAUAGUGACUCACAUUACGGUGGUUUCAGGCUCGAGUGGAUCGUCAACGGAUGUGGCGGACACAUCAGAAAGCAGAAGGGCACUGUCACCUCCCCGGGAUACCCGAAGAGGUACCCCACCAAUGUUGACUGCGAGUGGAUCAUCGAAGUCGAUUAUGGAUACAGUGUCCAAAUCAAUUUUACAGACGUCGACACCGAGAAGGAGAGUACUUGCAUCAUGGACAGAAUCGAGGUGUUCGGAGGGGAGAACGAGGAAGCCCCGAAACUGGGAGAGUUCUGCCAUUCUAAGAGCCCGAUCCUCUUCGUGAGUCCCAUCAACAAGAUGUUCAUCAAGCUGCAUUCGGACUGGAGUCACGCCGGUAGAGGGUUCACUGCGGACUUCAGUCAAGUUCAAUCGAUGUGCGGGGGUCGUUUUAAGGCUGCUCAGGGCGCCAUUCACUCGUCGAAUUACCCGAUGAACUAUCCGGUCAACCAGAAUUGCGAGUGGUUGAUUGAAGUCGACAAACAUCAUCUUGUCAAUCUCACAUUCGUCGAUGUCGAUCUUGAGGGAAGUAUCGAAUGCACUAUGGAUUACAUUAAAGUGUUCGACGGACCGACCAGAGAGCACGCGCUUCUGAAGACUUUCUGCGGAAAGCAGAUUCCGUUACCCAUUAUCUCAUCCGGUGAUAGCCUUCUGGUAGUUAUGAGAAGCGACCCAGCUCAGACGGCUAAGGGGUUCCGAGCGGAUUUCACGCGAGCUUGCGGCGCUCGCAUCGUCACAAACGGAACCGGAUUCUUGACAACAGCUUCUGAUCUGCAUUUGCAGCAUGAUCUGGGUCACAACUGCAGUUGGAUCAUCGCGGCUGAGGAUCUUGCUGAUCACAUCACUCUGACUAUCUCUCAUAUGGACAUGAAUUGCCGAUGGGGGUCGUGCGACGAUAACUGCUCUAGUCAUUAUCUGGAAGUUUAUGAGGGAGAAGGCACGGAGGGACCGCUCAAAGGGCACUGGUGCGAGUCGAAGGCUCCUCCGCCGAUUGUCAGCAAUGGAAAUGCACUUACUGUACAUCUUGUCACGUAUUACUAUGUCGAUGUGUCAUUUAGCGCAACUUAUUCGGCCUUAAAUUCAGCCUGCGGAGGUGAUUACUAUGCGGAAUCAGGCACUCUAGCCUCUCCCGGGUACCCCGACAACUACAUCAUGAACGCCGAAUGUGAAUGGACUCUGCACACAGCCCCCGGAAACGGCAUCACCUUAAUCUUUUCGAAAUUCAGUAUUGAGCACAGUGAGAAUUGCGACAGAGACUAUCUGGAAAUCAGGGAGCAAUCGGCAAUGGGAAAGAUCAUCGGUAUUUACUGUGGCUCUCAGAUAGAAACCAUAGAAUCCAAAGAAGCAAUCUGGAUGAAGUUCAGAAGUGAUGGAGUCGGUACAGAGGAGGGAUUCGUGGCUGAGUACACGUUUAAUCAUGGCUCCGAGCUUACUGGUUCCUCCGGUGUUAUCGCAUCUCCUCUAUACCCUCAUCCCUUCACCAAAAGUGAAGAGGUCACCUGGAGAGUUACCGUCCAACAUGGUUUCUCGAUCAAAGUCGAGUUUGAUGCUUUCAAUGUUGAUAGCUUUGGUGAAGACUCGUGUGAUUACUACGACGGCGGACUCCAGAUUUUCGAUGGCUACGAUCGUGACGCACAACGCCUCCAUAACUUCUGUGGAGCCAUCCUUCCUGAACCUUUUCAAACUACUAGCAAUGUUAUGUUCAUUGCUUUCCAAGGGGAUAGAAGAAGAUUGGGAAAUUGGUUCAAACUUCGUUAUUAUGAAGUUCCGAGGAUCAUAAACACGGGCCCCAAUGAGAUCGUUCAGUUAUCCGACUGCAACGAGGAGAUAGCUCUCACCAGCAAGGACAACUCUUCGUACAUCAUCACCUCCCCAGGCUAUCCAAAUGGUUACGACCGCAUGUUACACUGUAACUGGCUCAUCACAUCCCCCCCUGGAACUCACCUGGUCCUGAGGUUCAAAGACCUCAACCUCGAAGAGACCGACGGCUGCGUAGGCGAUCGUAUCUCAGUGUUCUCGGGGAUGGCACUACCCCGUGAGCCCCCUCCAGAAGCCCAACUCCUCGGGAAAUACUGCCUGAGCAACGAGUCCAUGUCAAUCGUAGAAAGCCCCACCAAUACCAUGACCGUCAAAUUCGAGUCCGACUCCUACCUCAAUAGGACCGGCUUCAAAGCCGAAGUGACGCGCAUUUGUGGUGGUCAACUGGGUGGUCCCAACGGUGUAAUCCACUUCAACGAGACUACCAAAGGUACAACCUGGGGCUGGCGAUACAUGUGUGAGUGGAAUGUCACAGUCGGACGUGGAAAAACGAUAGAAGUGACCAUCAACUUCAUAGAAGUCCCAAAGACAACCGAGAAAGGCUGCGGAGACCACUACGUUCUCCUGAAGAACGGCCAAGAGCCAGGCUCUCCCUUCCUCGGCGACGGAAAAUACUGCAGCUCCGACGUUGUUGAGCCCCUGACGACCACCAGUAACAAACUCUACGUGAAAGUUGCUGCUGUUGGUGCUCAGGGAGUCUACAAAAUAUCUUACCGCGAAGUUGGUGUCGAGUGUGGAGGCACUUUCGAAUUGAUAGAAGGUGUCAAUGAGCAGCAGUUUAUGACACCACGGUAUCCAAACGUUCCACCGCCUUACACCGAGUGCCUGUGGACGUUCAUGGCACCAGCUGGUCAGAGAUUAUCUCUCCACUUCAUCGAACGCUUCGACCUGACAUUCAGUCUCGAAUGCCAGAAGGAGUACGUCGAAGUGAGGGACGGUGGAACAGAUAAUGCACAGCUGCUGGGUGCCUACUGCGGUAGCAAGGCCCCAAGCACCAUUUCCAGCUCUGGAAAUAUGCUCUACGUCAAGUACUACACAGACAUGAACAUCCCCGGAAACGGCUUCAAAGCUCUAGUGACGAACGACGAGGUCUGCGGAGGAGUCAUCAGAGCGUCAUCGGGUGUAGUCUCAUCUCCGAACUAUCCAAACCCAUACCCCAAGGGCAAACAGUGUGUCUGGUGGAUCAUCGGGCCCGAGCAUCACUCCCUCAAAUUCCAAUUCACGGAUUUCCACCUCCCCGGCUGGAGGAACUGCAAUGACACAGAUCACCUGGCCAUCAUCGAGAAGAUGCCCAAUAAUGAGACACUGAGUGAGCCCCAGACCUUCUGCGGAAUGAGGAGCCGACCUGACACCAUCGAAACAUCAUCCAACGAGGCAAUCAUAACUCUGCACACAAACGGUAAAAUCGUGGGGAGCUACCGAGGUUUUCGUCUCAAUUUCUCCGCAACCAUAGGCGAAUGCGGGGGUGAACUCAACACUAUGGAGGGCACAUUCCACUCGUCCGGAUAUCCAAUUCCGCGGCUCUCCGCGACGUACUGCUCGUGGAAGAUAACAGUGGCCGCAGGUGAUCAAGUGAAGCUUGAAAUCCUCGAUCUGGACAUCGACUUUCAGGGCCCCGACGUCUACGGCGUGAGAUUCUACAACGAUCAUCGGUUCACAUCGCGCAUCGGAAUGGCGAACACACCGAAUUAUGAGAGAGUAGUCUACAGUUCAUCGAACUUGAUGCUGGUGACGUUCUUUGCGGAGCCAGGAUACAGGGGAUUGAGCGCGAAAUUUAGUUCUGAGCCUUCAGCGCCUUGCGGGGGGUUGAUCAGGGAUGCCAGUGGUUCUUUAUCAAUUCCAAGUGCUGAACCCUACAGAAGUAGACCGUUCUUCUGUCCGUGGACGCUCGUCGCCCCAAUCAGUAUGAUCACAUUCAACACGCCGGUGGAAGUUACUCUAGCCGUCACCAUCACUGGCUCCCUGGGGAAAUUCGGCCGACAGUACAGACGGUGUGCUGCAAGAUCGAAGAACGUAGUGUUGAGAGAUGUCUCUGAUAAAGUCAUUGGUGCUGUCUGCGGGAAUGUAACACAAGAACCUUUCGUGAUGCGAAGUCGAUCCCCCAUAAAUCUCCUUCAGAUUAUGAAUGGCACUAUGGGAGGCCCCAUAAGUGUCGACGUGAAGUAUCAGUGGAACCGCUGCGGUGGUGCUCUGACUGGUCCGUCGCACAGAAUCACAACCCCAGCGAACGUGUCCUUCCCGAGGAAUUGCGUGUGGGAGGCGCAGUACCCCGAGGGGCAAGGGAUCCUCAUGCGAUUCAAUAAGAUCAAUCUGGGCGCCUGUGACAAGGGGCACAUAAUCGUGAGGAACGGGGGGCCGCAGUCACCGCAGGCUGGAAAGUACUGCGGCAACAUCAGGCCCGAGAAUUUCACCAGCACAUCCAGUAAAUUGUGGAUAGAGUACUACGCUAGUGAGGCCCCUGGGGACUUCGAGUUCGAGCUCAACACGGUUCCCAAGGCCUGCGGAUCCUCCGGGCUGGACAUUUCCUCACCCGGGUUCCCAAAGACCUAUCCGAACAAUAGCGAAUGCGUCUGGGAGUUUGAUGUGGAGCCGGGGUAUCACAUUGGCCUGUCCUUCAUCGAGAGAUUCAGCCUGGAGACGAGUGCCAACUGCGUCAGUGAUUACGUCGAAGUGUUCGAUCGCGAGAGCAGUAGCGAGAGGGCCUGGAAGUCCUUGGGGAAAGUCUGCGGGAGGAAUACUCCGUCGCCCUUCAACACAACGACGAAUCACAUAAAAGUCGUCUUUCACUCGAACGAAGUGACGGAGAGCGACGGCUUCAAAGCGCACAUCGAUAAAAACUGUGGGGGGGUCUUCAUGGCUUCCAAGUCCGGUCAGACGAUCAUGUCCCCCAGGUAUCCAGCCGGCUACCCUCGUGAUCUCAUCUGCAACUACACCAUCCUCGCUCCCAAAGGACGAAUGGUGAUCGUGGAAUUCGACGAAUUCGAGCUUGAGAAUAUCAGUCCCAGCUGUAACUGGGCGAAUCUCACAAUAACUAAUGAGUACUACUGGAGAAGACAGGAAACCCCUUACUGUGGUAGCAACAAGCCGCCGGUGCAGAUGUCCCCGAAGAAGAUUGAGAUGAUCUUCAGGACUUACGCACGCUUCAACGGACGUGGCUUUGUGUUCAAAUACCUGAUGAACGAGUGCGGGGGAGAGGUGACGGAAGAGGGAGUGAUAUCACCACCGAUGACAAGUGACAGUUCUAAUUACUACGGGGGAUUGAACUGCACUUGGAUCGUAACAGCACCUGCGGACAAGAGCAUCGCCCUGAGGUUCGACACCUUCGAGAUCGAGUACAGCAGCAGAUGUUUCCACGACAAAGUGCGAGUGUACGAGGGGCCUCAGUUGAACGCCACGAAGAUUCUGUCGACCUACUGUGGAAAUCUUACGGAGAAUCUCCCUCUCACUAAAUCCCUGGGCAACAUCAUGACUGUCAGCUUCAUCUCUGACUACUCGAGGCAUUACAAGGGCUUCAAGGCCAGAAUUGUCUUCACCAAGAGCAUUGCCUCGGGCUGCGGGGGGCAGAUCAACCUGACCAGCAGUCACGAUUGGAGGACCCAGCGAGAAGCCUUCUACGAGAACUUCGAGGAGUGCAUGUGGAGCGUGAGCGCCGGCGCUGGGAAAGCCAUCAGGAUGACGUUCAAGAGUUUCGAUAUUCAAAAUACUCCGAACAGAACUGUGCUACCUCAGACAGCUCCCUGCAGCGGGGAUUACCUGGAAGUCAGAGACGGCAGAGGUCCGUACUCGGAAUUGGUGGGGAGAUACUGUGGGAGUGCCCUCCCAGCGGCGAUCUCUUCCUCGAGGAAUCUUCUUUGGAUUCGGUUCUACAGCGAUGGGGAGAACACGGGACGUGGGGCAACAGCCACGCUGGAGGCGUUUGACACCCCCUGUGGAGAGUCCGUUAUCAGAGUUGAGAAUACAACUGUGACGUUGAAAUCCCCUCAUUACCCUGCGGAUUACCCCCUCGGACUCGAGUGCAAGUGGGUCCUGUCGGGAUCUAACGGAAAGGAUCUUCACAUUCAUUUUAAGAAUAUUGAUAUGGAGAAUUCGAACGACUGCGAAGGGGACCACCUUCGGCUGACUGACAGAAGACUGAAUAAACAUAUUGAAGAAGGCUUCGGGGAGGAUUUCUUGAUCAAUGGAAAAGCCGGAUCGCUUUUCAGGCAUUUUAACGAUCACAAACCUGUGGCUACUUACACCUUCUGUGCCAAGGUCGAUUACUACGAUUACUAUGCUGGGGGGAAUGUUGUUGAAGUCGCGUUGAAAUCAAAGAACGAAAACUCUGAGAAGCCGAGGAAGUUCGAGCUGGAGGUCUCCAUCGCGGAUUGCAGGAGAAAUUACACAAGUCCUCAGGGGAGAAUCUUCCAUCAGGGGUUCAACAACUGCUGGACGACGAUCACUGUUCCCCCUGGGAAUACCAUUUCCCUGUACUUUAUGAGCCUCAGAAUUUACGAUCGAUCUGGAUGUCCUAAUAAAUAUAUCAAGGUUUAUGAUGGGGACUUCAGUGCUCCGGUUAUUGGGACGUACUGUGGAAUGCAGCUGCCCGCGCCUAUUUUCAGCACUGGAAAUACGAUUAGUCUCAUGUCGAACUCUCAGAGCGGUACUACGUGGGAGAAUUAUGAUAUCGUUUACACAUCGACGGAUAAGGGGAGAGGUUGCGGAGGGAAAAUCUUCAAUUAUGCGGGGAAAUUGACGUCGCCGAUGUUCCCGAAUAAUUACAGGAAUGAUAGCCGUUGCAUUUGGGAAGUUAGUGUCCCGAGAGGGUCGAAGGUUUUGUUGGACUUUGCGACGUUUGAUCUUGGGUCUGGAGAGAAUUGCGACACGUAUCUAAUGGUUGAGGAGACGAGUGAACAUGGGGCAUCUGCUACUAGAUAUUGCGGAGGGGAACGCCCUGCAAAGUAUAAGAGUCAUACGAACGAAGUGAAGAUAACGUACACUACAACUCUGAAUAAUGGUGGGACUGGAUGGGAGAUCAAUUUCGUUGCUGUUAGAGAAGAUUACGACGACUCGAGUGAUGGACCGACUAUCUGGGGAUACAAACCAUUGAUGAUGAUUGAUUAAUUCGAUCUUUCGAACGUGCUGAAUAAGAUACCGAAAAAAUUAGUGUUUUUUAAAAUUUAAGAUGUAAAUGUGAUAAAUUUCAGUAUGAUUGUUAUGAAUCAUAA